AUGCAAUACACUAUCAUCACCUCUCUUCUGGCUGCGCCGUUGCUUGCGCUUGCUCAGUUCCCACCGCAAGUCGAAUAUUCAAACAUCCUCAAGUCGCCCAUCAACGAGAACAUCACAGUUGCGUACAAAACUCCACCUGCUGGCACGUGUACCACAGCAUUCAGCACCCAGAAACAGUUCACUGGCUACAUAGNNGUUGGACUUUCCUACGACUCCCUUACAAACCUGACCUACGACCUCUUCGAAGACCAAUAUCUGCCGUAUGACUUUCAGAAUGACACUUCUGGCAAUACCAGGCCCGCUUAUGCGCUUAUGAAUGGAACCUUUAGCUCUGGCGAUCCCGAAUUCACCACCAACACGACUGAUAUCUCAGCUAGAGCUGCGUGGCAUUUCCUCCAAAGUUUCUUGGCCGCAUUCCCACAGUACAACCCAGGUGUUCGCCCGAAUAGCUCACAUGUCUCGACUACUGGUGUCAAUCUCUUUGCUGAGAGUUAUGGCGGCACAUACGGUCCGACCUUUGCCAACUACUUCGAGGAACAGAACGCAAAACGCGAAAACGGCACCUUGCCCAAGAACUCCACAUUGGAAAUCAAGCUCACGUCCUUGGGAAUCGUCAAUGGUCUCAUCGAUUCAUUGAUUCAGGACUACUACUACGCUACCUUCGCCUACAACAAUACAUUCGGCAUCCAGACAAUCUCACAAACAGACGAACUCAAUUUGAUUGAGCAGUACAACAAUCAGUGCAGCAGACAGACCAACCUAUGUCGCACAAUCGCUAACGAGACCGAUCCAGAGGGCGAAGGCGACAGUGUGCGGGCCAACGUCGCAUGUCAAGCUGCCACCUACUACUGCAACAGCUUGAUGAACCCGUUCCAGAAGAGCAACCUCAGCGUUUACGAUAUCCGAGUCAAAAACCCCUCGCCAGAUCCAUCCAACGCCUACUUGGAGUACCUGAACACAGCAUCGGUGCAAGAAGCCAUCGGCGCUCGCGUCAACUACACAACUAGCAGCAGUGCCGUGAUGAAUGCCUUUGUCAUGACAGGAGACUCGAUUCGAGGUGGUCAGAUUCAAGAGAUUGCCAACCUCCUCCGCGCUGGAGUGCGUGUGUCUCUGAUGUAUGGUGACGCUGAUUAUAUUCACACAAGCCUGAGAUCCAUGAUUGUUUCAAUGCUGACAAGUGUACUAGNNUGCAACUGGAAAGGCGGUGAGGCUGCCUCGUUCGCUGUCGCAGCUGCCCUAUCGGACUUUCCUUCCAACGGAUCAACACCUUCAUACCUCGCUGGCUGGAACAGUGCGGGUUAUGCAGAUAUCGUUGUCAACACGACCUACGUUGGAGGUGCUGUACGUCAGUUCGGCAACUUCUCCUUCAGCCGAAUCUACGAUGCGGGACACAUGGUGCCAUUCUACCAACCGGAGACAGCUUUCACGGUUUUUACACGCAUCAUUGAUGGUACCGAACUUAGCACAGGAGAGCCGGUUGACCUUUCCAACUUCAAGUCAUCUGGCCCUAUGAACUCGACACACACGAACUCACCACUGGCUAAGCAGCCUGCGCCGACAUGCUGGAUCCGCGCAAUGCAGGACACUUGCUCCGCUGAGCAGAUCGAAGACAUGCAAGAAGGCAAGGGCAUUGUGGCUGGAGGCAUAUGGUAUUCGAACUCGAAGCAAUACAGCGCUCCUAGCAGUACCGUGACUGCAGGCAAGCCUGGUACACCAGUAACUUCAUCUUCGACGGGCUCGGAAUCCACCAGUGGUAGCACCACAUCAACCGUUGCACUGACUGGAGUGUUUACGGCGACUGCAACACCCAGUCCUACUCAAGGAGGAGCUUCAGGAGCACAUGAAGCUAUACACAGGUGGAUUCAGAGUCUACUUGUGUUAUGUGCUCUAGUGGUGGUGAUGUGA
This is a messenger RNA of Aureobasidium vineae, 1905 nucleotides long. Lineage: Eukaryota; Fungi; Ascomycota; Dothideomycetes; Dothideales; Saccotheciaceae. The record is from the annotation of a GenBank genome assembly.